UUUAUAUUUUGAAUAAUUUGUGUUUUCGAGACAUUUUAAAGAAACAAAGAUUAUUUGGCAGUUAUCCUGAUGUGAUUGAGAUUAUUCAAUGAGAUUUCUACUUGGACUAUACACUUCGUACUUUGAUCAUCCUAAACAGAUUUUUUAAAUCACUUGGAAUUCUCAAUUCGAUUGCCCGACAAAAUUUGAUAAACCGGCCAAUCUUGAUCUGUUCUACUACGCGCACUUUGAUCACCCCAAGGAGACUUGAAAUCGGUGAAAUUGUUAUCUUUGAAUAUUUUACGAAUAUUCCAAAGGGAUUUAAAGAGUUCAUCGAUAGUUGAUAGCGGUAUGUAAUCCCGAGGGGAAAUACGAUAGUGCGGUUUAUCGUGAGUUUGCGUAAAACUUUGCCUUGAUCGUGGAGAAUAUCGAUCUCUCGCGAGUGCUGCAAAUCGCGUUGGUGAUCUUCUUCGGGAAGCUGGACAGAUGUGCUCCGUCGUGAAGAUGAUACGUCACGUAGUCGUUGCCGCCUUUCUCACUGUGCUCGCCAGCGGAGCGCCGGGAUCUUCGAUUAUCUACGCGGACGACAAAGUGCAAAAUUAUCUCAUGAGAUUCGGUUACUUACCUCAGACUGAUUUGGAAACAGGAAAUCUGCGGAUGGAAGGCCAACUCAGGGAUGCUAUCAAAAAUCUUCAGAAAUUCGGUGGUAUUCCCGUGACAGGGGAGAUUGACGAUGCAACAAAGAAGUUAAUGAAGACCAGGAGAUGCGGAGUAUCGGAUCAUCCAGAUCCCAGAUUCGCCAAGACAAGGCAUAAGCGUUUCACCAUCCAUGGACAACGAUGGCCGUAUCGAAAUCUCACCUGGAGCUUAAGAACCAAGCAGCCUAGCGGCCUGGACACUGGCGGGGUCCGGCUGGAGCUGAGUAAGGCCCUCGAUCUCUGGGCCAGAAAUUCGAAGCUCACUUUCCAGGAGAUCAACAGUGACCACGCCGACAUCCUGGUCUACUUCCACCGGGGUUAUCAUGGAGAUGGAUAUCCAUUCGAUGGCAGAGGUCAGAUCCUGGCUCAUGCAUUCUUCCCUGGCAAGGAUCGCGGUGGAGACGCUCAUUUCGACGAAGAGGAGAUAUGGUUGCUGGAGGACGAGAGCAACGAGGAAGGCACUAGUCUGUUCGCGGUGGCUGCUCAUGAAUUCGGCCAUUCCCUGGGAUUGGCGCACAGCUCGGUCCAAGGUGCUCUCAUGUAUCCCUGGUACCAGGGACUGAGCCCCAACUACGAGUUGCCGGAGGACGAUCGCCAUGGGAUUCAGCAGAUGUACGGAGCUCCUGAAGGCAAACUAUGGGGCAAUAUACCAGGUGGACCAUUGCCACCAGAACAACCACCACCGCCACCUCCAACAACUACAACAACGACGACAACAACAACGACAUAUAGGCCUUGGAGGACGAGACCCACCAGGCCCAAUCACUAUCCGGACGACGACAGGCCUCGACAACCGGGUCGUUACCCACAGAAACCCGACUAUCGGCCGCACAAACCCCAUCGACAUCACACGACAUGGUCGACGACGACGACGACAACGACGACGAUGAGGCCCACGCCGAGGUUUAGACAUCGGUGGACUCCACCGCAGCGGGACAACGUGCCCGACAAGUGCGACACAAGCUACGACGCCAUCAGCAUCAUCCGCAGAGAGGUUUUCAUCUUCAAAGGACGAUAUCUAUGGCGAAUAGGCGAUCACGGAAUCUAUGAAGGAUAUCCGGCGGAGAUCACGAGGUUAUUCAAUCUGCCAUCGGGUAUCGAUCAUGUGGACGCCGUGUAUGAGCGACCGGAUAAGAAGAUAGUCUUCUUCAUUGGUCGCGAGUACUACGUCUUCAAUGCCAACAAUCUGGAACCAGGUUAUCCAAAACCACUUACAAAUCUGGGGUUGCCAGCUUCCUUGGAGAAGAUUGACGGCGCCAUGGUGUGGGGUCAUAACGGCAAGACCUACUUCUUCAGUGGCUCCAUGUAUUGGAGGUUCGACGAAUUGGUUAAUUAUGUGGAACUCGAUUAUCCCAGAGAUAUGAGCAUGUUCGCCGGCGUUGGCAAUGACAUCGAUGCCGUUUUUCAAUGGAAAAAUGGCAAGACGUACUUCUUCAAAGGCAAGGGUUUCUGGGAGUUUGACGAUCUCAGAAUGAGGGUUGCGCACGAAAAACAAAAAUUGUCGGCACCGGUCUGGAUGGGUUGUUCGCCACCGGAAGUGGAGACUAACGACAUCGAGACUAACCUGCCUAGGAAGUCGAGCAUUGUUUCGGCUUCCGCCACUGUCGCCAUGGGAAAAAUCACGUCGAUAUUUGCCAUGGUCGCAGCGAGUUUCGUCAUGAGGAUAAUAUACGUGUAAAAAUAGAGAUUAUAUAACGUACAUGUCCCUUCCAACUGAUGAUGUGCAACGCAGAGCAUUGUACCUCAUAUAUGGGAAUUUCUCGUGCGAAAUACGAAUAUCAGAAAGUCAACCGGAUUCUUAAAGCGUGGAUGUCGACAGAUCGGCAAACACCGAAGAUGGAAGACCAACUGUUCGUAUAUAUCGGUUCAAAGGAAUGCCUGCGGCACGGAUGGAUCACAGCUAUCGGAAUCGAUCUUGUCGUUGAGCCUUCCGAUGGAGAGAUAGCAGUACAUACGAAGCUCCAAGAAUGAUAUCGAACUAAGUCACGAAGCUACGUUUUCAAAGAAGAUAUAUGAAAUGGCGACGAAUUAGAACAUUUUAAAAUAUAUAUUACGAGGAAAAAUUUUUUCUGUAUAUCUUUUACUUAUUUUUUACGUCGAUAAAAUUGUAUUGACAUUUAAUUUUCUCUUACAAAGAAUGUGACUUAGGUCCAUAUCAUCAAUCCUGGAAUAGACCGUGCCAUCACGCUGCGCAGGAGCAUAUUUUUGUAUACUGCAUUUUACACGACCGCAUUUACAUACAAAGUAAUUAACUUAAGACGUAACUUUUUUAUAUCGCAUAACAGAUGAGCGACGGGUCCUCGAAGAUGCGAGAGGAAACGAGAUUCCUUUGAGAGUAUUUUACAGACAAUUUUGCGAUAAUUUAUGAACAAUUUAUCACUGCCGAAAAUCCAUCCAACAUUUUUCGAUACUCUUUUUACAGAUUUAUAAAUCGAGAUAGGGAUCCUCAGUUAUAUAUAUCCCUUUCAAGGACCAAAAAAUUCCGUGAUCACGUCCUUUUAUAAAUUGUGACGCGUGAUUUAUUAGUUGAACUGUCGAAUCGACAAUCUCAACAAUAAAAUUAGUCGAUUCCGACAAAACACAUUUUAUAUAAAUAUUGUAUUAAUUAUUGAUACCGUAUAAUUUAGCAAAAGAGGACACGGGCAAAACGCAGUGUCACCAGUUUUGUAAACUGUGAUAUUUAUAUACCACGCGCGAUCAAGUAGUUAGUGUAAUAUCAAGGAAGUAGAACAGAAUCAAUUUCGCAGAUUUAUAUACAGUGUCGGUGUAUCUGAGAUAUUUUGCAUAAACUUUGCGAGCGUACUUCCUGAUUUAUUUUAAGCUUAUUUCUUCCCAGCAUGAGAUUUUUAAGCGAAUAGAGGUCUCAAGAGUGAAAAUAAAUAAUGAAAUCUCACUCCACAUUUAAUCUUGAGUGGAUCUCAGUUCGACAGAAUUUUAUAAAUACUAAAGCUUCAGUAACUAAGAGAAUUUAAUUAAUAAAAAACUGUAAGUAAAUGGUGAAGGUGAUUGCUAAUUAAAUUUUUGUAAAAAAGAAAUUGACUGCAAUUUUAAUAUCGCGUAUCGCAAAUUUUCUCUGCGAAGUUUAUAGUAUUUGUAUUCCCGACAUACACCUCUGUAUAUAUAUAUAUAUAUAUAUAUAUGAACAUUAUAUAUAAUUAUAUAAUAGUAUAUAAGUCGCGCGUAUUGCAGAGUGUACUAUAUGUCCGUAAAGCGCGCAGCAUCAAAACGAAGACAAACGAAAUAAAUGAUAUUGUAUUUGUUUUUUCGAUUAACUCAACAAUUUUGUCUCCUAGUUGAGUAUAUCUUUGUUACGGAGAAGCAAACGUAUUGAAGUGAUGCGUCUCGCAAGUUUUACUACGAGGCGAAAACUCCAAUCUCUUAAUUCCAAA
Molecule: messenger RNA, 4066 nt
Organism: Trachymyrmex septentrionalis
Lineage: Eukaryota; Metazoa; Arthropoda; Insecta; Hymenoptera; Formicidae
Gene: Mmp2
Product: matrix metalloproteinase-2-like
Exons: 11
Coding region: 466-2355 (629 amino acids)
Biological process (GO): proteolysis; extracellular matrix organization; collagen catabolic process
Cellular component (GO): extracellular matrix
Molecular function (GO): metalloendopeptidase activity; zinc ion binding
Source: RefSeq, a predicted model, not a curated record